GGACAAAUUUUCAAAUAGAGAGCAUGGCCUGUUCUCCAGAAUGCCUCUUUUAGCCUGUCAAAGACCUAGGGUGUACUGAUGGAUAUUGCCUUUUUCCUUGUCAGAAACUUUGACCCCUCAGGACUGUAGAGUAGAAGUGGCCAUAAGGUCCAGCAGCAGUGAGGCCUCUAGGAAAGCGAAGGUGAGGGUUGAAUUACAUUUGUCUGGAUAAUUUUCUUUCAGACUCCAGACUGCACAAGUCAAGGGUUGUGGGGAACAACACCAAUUUAUUAAUUUAUUGCUCUUGUCAGCCUUAAUCCUGAAUGGAAACUGGGGAGAAGGGAGGAAAUGAUGUGCAGAGACAUUGGGGGUCUACCAGCAUUCUUUCUGCACAAAUAGCAUGUGUAGAAUUAGAGGAGAAAAUGAGGAGUCAUUCAGAAUAAUCAUAGUAAGUCGUUCUCCUUGGAUUCCUUGCAUGUGUCUUUAGAUAACCUUGAGCUUGUAAACCAGCAGAUGCAUCUCUACCUCUGGAGACAAAGAGUGAGGGUCCAUUGUUAAUGUCAGCUUCUACCUCUGUUCUUGCAGAUCAUACCUGUGAAGUGAAUGGCUGUGGAAAAUGACUCCUCUGUGACUGACUUUAUCCUUAUGGGAUUAACAGACCAACCUGAACUCCAACUACCUCUGUUUUUUCUGUUUUUGGUGAACUAUGUGGUCACUGUGGUGGGCAAUUUGAGCUUAAUUAAUUUAAUUUGCCUGAAUUCACACCUUCACACCCCCAUGUACUUUUUCCUCUUCAAUCUGUCCCUGAUUGAUCUCUGUUAUUCAUUUGUCUCUACCCCAAAAAUGCUGAUGAGCUUUAUUUCGGACAAGAACAUCAUCUCCUUAAUGGGAUGCAUGACUCAGUUAUUUUUCUUCUGCUUUUUUGUCAACUCUGAGUGCUAUGUGUUGACAGCCAUGGCCUAUGAUCGCUAUGUGGCCAUCUGUAAACCUCUGCUGUACACCAUUACCAUGUCCCCUCAAGUCUGUUCUCUGCUGAUGUCUGGUUCAUAUGUGAUGGGUUUUGCUGGUGCCAUGGUCCACACAGGGUGCAUGAUCAGGCUGAUCUUUUGUGACUCCAGUGCCAUUGACCAUUACAUGUGUGACAUUUUUCCCCUCCUCCAGCUCUCCUGCAGCAGUACCUAUGCCAGUGAGCUGGUUAUCUCUGUUAUUGUGGGCUCAGUUGUCAUUGCAUCUAGCCUCAUUAUCUUUAUUUCUUAUUUUUUGAUUCUUUUCAAUAUCCUUCACAUCUCAUCAGCUCAGGGUUGGCCCAAAGCCUUCAGCACCUGUGGCUCCCACAUAGUAACUGUUGGCCUGUUCUAUGGAUUUGGGUUGCUCACUCAUGUCAAGCCAUCAUCUUCUGGGUCUGUGAGCCAAGGGAAAUUUUUCUCAGUGUUUUACACCAAUGUGGUACCCAUGCUCAACCCUUUCAUUUAUAGCCUCAGGAAUAAAGAUACCAAACUUGCUCUGAAGAAAACCCUGAAGAGAAUUACAAACUGAGUAGAACCAUCUAUGUCUCCUUUACUAUGUCUUUUUGUCUGCUCUCUGGUCUUCUUCAUCCUCUUCUUAUUUUUUUCCUUCCUCUUACCCUUUAUAAAGUCUUCUGGGCAGGAUUUCUACCUUAGUUUCCUUUUUUCCCCCUCUUGUCACUUAAUGUAACUAUUUGGGCCUAUUCCUGGACUUGAGGGUCAUCCUCAGUUCUAAGGUGACCCCAAACUGAUCUUUAUUCACCGUAUCAGUUGGAGACACAAGGCUAACCUUUCCUAUUUAAGGAUAAUUCUACCUAUUAGUUUUUCUCUUGUCUUUCCCAUCCAGGGUAAGCCAUCAGGUAGUAUGCU
Molecule: messenger RNA, 1853 nt
Organism: Acinonyx jubatus (cheetah)
Lineage: Eukaryota; Metazoa; Chordata; Mammalia; Carnivora; Felidae
Product: olfactory receptor 143-like
Exons: 1
Coding region: 583-1515 (310 amino acids)
Biological process (GO): sensory perception of smell; G protein-coupled receptor signaling pathway
Cellular component (GO): membrane
Molecular function (GO): odorant binding; olfactory receptor activity; G protein-coupled receptor activity
Source: RefSeq, a predicted model, not a curated record